Aspergillus tanneri is the source of this 795-nucleotide messenger RNA. Its product is annotated as 3-oxo-5a-steroid 4- dehydrogenase. The transcript has 4 exons. Gene Ontology annotation, biological process: very long-chain fatty acid biosynthetic process. NCBI's taxonomy places the organism in Eukaryota, Fungi, Ascomycota, Eurotiomycetes, Eurotiales, Aspergillaceae. The coding region runs from base 1 to 795 and encodes 264 amino acids. Gene Ontology annotation, molecular function: oxidoreductase activity, acting on the CH-CH group of donors. The record is from RefSeq and is a predicted model, not a curated record.
AUGACGGUAGACUAUCUCCUCGUUGCUACAUGUUCGUAUCCUUUCCGCCUCGAACCCCUUAAGGAGCUCGAGUGUGACAGCGACUGUUAUGCUGCUCAGCCGCCUUGGGUUGGAACACUUAUCAAGGAGCUCCCCAAGGAAGUUCAUGUCGCUUCUAAUGCCUCAACGGAGGAACUCUACACCUCCCUGGCUGAAGCCUCAGCCAUUUCCGUCUAUCGUCUGAGAAUCACCAGAGGAGGCGACCGGGUCUUGAUCCCUAACUCCAAGGAAACCACUAUCCACAAGACUGGACUCAAGGAUAAGGAUGUUGUUCAUGUUAAGGACCUAGGGAUGUCUGCAAACGUCCCUGCUCACCGCUGCUGGAUUGGCUACUACUGGGUAAUGGCUGGCUUUAACAUUCCAUACUGGGUUUUCCGGCCCGACGCAGCUGUGGUGAGUAGGAAGCCUGAUCCUGGCUUGCUCUAUAUAGGUCUUGUCCUGUUUAUUUUCGGAGAGUUGUCGAACUUGAACGCUCAUUUGGUUCUGCGAGACCUACGUCGUCCGGGCACGACCGAGCGUGGCAUCCCGUCCGGCUUUGGAUUCAGCGCUGUGACCUGUCCCAACUACUUCUUCGAGAUUGUCUCCUGGGCUGGUAUUUAUCUGGUUAGUGGGCUGAGCUGGAGUAUUCUUCUCGUCAUCAUUAUCGGGAGUGUGCAAAUGGCUAUCUGGGCAAAGAAGAAGGAGCACCGCUACCGCAAGGAAUUCGGAGACAGGUAUAAACAUAAGAGGUUUGUUAUGAUUCCUGGAGUUGUUUAA